AGUGUACGGUGUGUUUAACGGGAACAUGUCGGUGUGAGGCCGCGGACACUUUCGGUAACAGUCGGUACUUUGAUCCAGUUCACGUUGAGUCGCUUCGUUAAAUCGUUAAAUCGUUUUUUUCUCCGCCGGUGAAAACUUCUUCUUCUCGGUUCCCGCGCUGGAUUCAAAAUGGCGGCUGUUUCAGCGGAUUACCGUGUGUUCUGAGCUGGAGCUAAACUAGCUAACGUUAGCAUACAUCGGAGUACAAUGGUUCCAGCAGCCUGGAGCCAGAAGUAAACAGGUCAGUGGAUCCAUCAUGUAAACAGACUGACAGGAAUCCGUGAACAGUAUCGCUCGGUGUCAGGGUGGCUGCCGCGGCGUCCUGGUGGAGGAGUAGUCUAAUGGAGAGCGACUGUCGGAUCCCUGUGGCGUGUUGUCGUCCCCGAGUUCUCGUCCUCCACGCUCUUUUCUGGGGUCUCGUUUCCCUGAGAGUGUUUGGAGCCGCCCUGCUGAGUGAGGACAAAACUACAGCAGUGAAACCUGUGGUCUCCCCCUGCUGGCUGCUGGAGGACUUUAUUGUGACCUCAGCGUGUUCGCAGUGUAACACCUUCCAGACUAAGUCGUGGUCGUCCUGUGAACAGACGGGUUAUGUAGAGAGAAUCAACUGCACCAGAUCCAACAAAGACGAGUACAAGAGCUGUCGAUCAGCCGUGAUGGAGGAGCAUCUCUUCUGGAAGUUCGAAGCGGCCAUGUUGGCUCUGACGGUUGUCUUCGCCAUCGUGGUGGUCGUCCGUCAGCGAUGGCUCGACCGCCUCGCAUCGGAGAAAGUCCGUCGACAAAUUGAGUCCAUCUAGGACUCGAGGACCUGAUCUGGUCCUGGACAGUAUUUUAAUGUGCGAGUUGAGAGUUCGGUCUGAAGACGUACGGAGGUCGAUCAGGACGAAAGGAACCUGCAGGAAACUGGACUUUUUUUUCUUCAAUCCAAACUUUAUUUAACAUGACGGGAGGAGGCGACAUAAAGUCAGAACCAAGAACAGAAAAGUCUGAAUCUUUUACUUUAUCAAGAUCUUCACUCGUACAAUUCAAAAGUUGAAUUCUCCAGGAAUUUGAUUUCAGACUUAAACCACUGAGACAUCAAGUCGUCAUUAACGUAAAUUCAACCUGGUGUCAAGUAAUUCAAUCUUAAUGGAGAAUUCAACUGUGUAAAUGUAAAUUGUUCAAACUUAUUUUCAAUAUGAAACAAAUAAAGGUGAAUCAGGUCAGAACCCAGUUCUCAUGUUGACUCUUCGCUCUGUUUUCUAAUCUGUCCUUCACCUGAUUGGUCGACCUCACCACACGCUGGGCUCUGAUUGGUCCCUGCUGCACAGUUCACACAUAAAUCUAUGGAGGGGCACGUCGGACUGUUGUCGUCUAAUUGGACUGAACACGAUGAUCGACAGGUGACGUUUCAUUGUUGAACAAACGUUUGUCUUCAGAUUUUAUUAAAUGUUUGUUUUUCUGACUAAAUCAACAGUUUUAGACGCUUGUUAAAAAUGUCUGAACUGAAACGAGAGAAUAAAACUCACAAAUAAAAAACUCACGUGUUUCUGCAACUGAAGAAAAAACACCAGAGAAAGUCUUAUACUUUAAAGUGGCCAUUUUAAAGUUGAAUUUAUUCUAAAUUAAACUUUUUAUCUUGUGAUGCGAUGACCAGCGUCACAUGACGUUCAACUUAACAUCGGGAAGUAAAAUUGUAAAUAUUCUGAAGCUUCAACGCCAACAACGUUUUUAUUGAUACAAAACUUUUGUUGUUUUAUAAAUAAUUUGGUCAAA
Molecule: messenger RNA, 1791 nt
Organism: Paralichthys olivaceus (Japanese flounder)
Lineage: Eukaryota; Metazoa; Chordata; Actinopteri; Pleuronectiformes; Paralichthyidae
Gene: jtb
Product: jumping translocation breakpoint
Biological process (GO): mitotic cytokinesis
Cellular component (GO): centrosome; midbody; spindle
Source: RefSeq, a predicted model, not a curated record